AUUAAAUUUGUGUUAAAAUGGAUUCGAUUGCUUUUUAUUUUAACAAUGAUGAAGAUGAAAGUAGUUCCGCAAGUGUAAGAAGGUCCGUGAGGGAUAGAGCACCUAACAUUUUUAAACUGACAGACAUAGAGUUUAUUAAACAAUUUCGAGUAAAUAAAAAUGCAUAUAAACAUAUUUCAAGCAUAAUUUGCGGUAAAAUUCCUCCCGUGAUAAAAUCCACAGCAAUUAGUCGGCAACAAAAGCUAUCUUUAUGUCUGCGAAUCUUAGCAGAAGGAAGCUACCAAAAUGCUGUUGGCAAAGACUACAUGCUUGGUAUGGCUCAACCAACAGUUUCUAAGAUAUUUUCAGAGGUUAUUGAUAUUCUGGAAAACGAGUUGUGUGAUAAGUGGUUGAAUUUAAAAAUGAAUGACGAGGAGCAAAUGGAGUCUCGGAGUUACUUUUACAACAAAUCGAAAAUUCCCGGGAUUGUAAUGUGCAUUGAUGGUACGCACAUAAGGAUAGCAAAACCUACAGGCUCAAACUCUCACCUUUUUUAUAAUAGAAAAGGCUUCUAUAGUCUCAAUGUGCUUGUUAUAUGUGAUCAUAAACAGCGCAUAAGGUACGUUAACGCGAAAUACCCAGGGUCAGCUCACGAUUCAUUUGUUUGGUCUAACAGCGACGUAUCACAAUACUUCCAAGCACAAUAUGAAGGUGGUAAUCGAAAUCUGCGACUAUUAGGUGACGCAGGGUACGGUCUCGCACCCUGGCUUAUAACUCCUUUUCGGAACCCUGCACCUAAUACUCCUUCAAGUCGCUUUAACAAAUGGCAUAGUUCUGGGCGAAACAUUAUAGAGAGAACUAUUGGUGUUUGGAAAAACUGGUGUAGAUGUCUUCUGUCUGCGCGCCAACUUCAUUAUUCUCCUGAAAAGGCUGUGAAAAUAAUCAAUGUAGCUGCGGCACUACACAAUUUACGCAUUCACUACAAUAUCCAUGAUGAGUAUCUUGAUCACGUAACUAAUGAGGAAGAUUCAGACACCGAUUUCCAAGAAAUCGAGCGACCGGAGAGGUAUUAUACUGAAGCAGUUCAACUACGUAAUCAAAUGCUCCAAAGUUUUUUGUCAUAAGUUUUAUUUUAUUAUAAAUAAAAUUGCUGCCUUCAUGGC
Messenger RNA from Rhagoletis zephyria (snowberry fruit fly), 1142 nucleotides. RefSeq names its product putative nuclease HARBI1. The record is from RefSeq and is a predicted model, not a curated record. Lineage: Eukaryota; Metazoa; Arthropoda; Insecta; Diptera; Tephritidae.